Messenger RNA from Glossina fuscipes, 2857 nucleotides. RefSeq names its product elongation of very long chain fatty acids protein 6 (gene Baldspot). Gene Ontology annotation, cellular component: endoplasmic reticulum membrane. Gene Ontology annotation, biological process: very long-chain fatty acid biosynthetic process; sphingolipid biosynthetic process; fatty acid elongation, polyunsaturated fatty acid. Bases 1236 to 2204 code for a protein of 322 amino acids. Gene Ontology annotation, molecular function: fatty acid elongase activity. Lineage: Eukaryota; Metazoa; Arthropoda; Insecta; Diptera; Glossinidae. The transcript is spliced from 4 exons. The record is from RefSeq and is a predicted model, not a curated record.
GUGAGAAAAUAAUUAAAAAUCUAACAAAAAUAAAAAAGAACAAAAACAAGAAAAAGGUGAAUAAAACUUAGAUAAAAAUAUUGUCAGACUUUGUAUUGAUUUAACUAAUAAAUGAAAUGAAAAACAACAAAAUAAGAAAAUUUUUUGAAAAAUUGCAUGAUUGUUCUUUGAGUGAGUAGAUAUGUGUGUUCCGUUUUGUGUUCUGUAGAUGUGUGUGUUGUUUGUAUGUUGUAUUGUAAAAAGAGUAGGCCCAUGAGUAAGAGAACAUCAUUUAGUUAUAAAUGCGUUGUUGGUUUUAGAAGAGUGACGUACAAUGUUGAGGCGGAAAAUUUUUAACGACUAUUAAAAACAAUUUUCUGAAACACUCUGAAAAACUAUUUUUUAAAAUUGUGCAAAAAGUGACUAAGUUUCAACAAGAUAAUUGAAAGCUAAUUUCAAGCACCGUCCUUCUUUUGCCACCACCGUAUGAAAGACUUAAUGUGAGAACGGGAGAAAGUUGGGAAAAAUAGUAAACAUUGGGAUGCCAAUGUGCAUUUUUUAGCCAAAAAAAAAAAAAUUAACUAAAUAUCGAAUAAGAAAUAACUAUAAAGUGAAAAUAGAGAAAAAGAAGUGUUUUAAUUUUUCCGACAAUAAAUUUUUUAUUAAAAAGUAAAUAAGUCUUACUAUUUAUACAUCAAAUGUAUAUUUAAAAUUGGAAAAAAACGUUAUUGUAAAACUCAUCUAACAAAUUUGUGUGCAAUUUAGAGUUCGUCACGAAACCACCAUAAAAAAUUUUAUAAAGGGAGACAAAGAAGAUGUUAUUUAAGUCAGAGAAUAUAAUGAAAAAGAGAGUUUGAUGUGAAAUUUGUGAGAGCAUCAAUAAAACGCCAGUCGGGCAUAAGCGAACGCACGGAUUCAGAGAUGCCAGGAUACUAUCGUAACUUAUGGACUACCAGAAUUUUAUUUCUUGCCUUAAAAACAUUAACUAUAAACAAAAGAAGAUCUUUAGAUAUUGCUAUGAAAUCUAAUGUAGUGCGAUAAAAAACUAUUAUUACAGUAUUUUUUCCUUUAUUUUUUUUCUUGUUUUUAACUAUUUAUGUUAUUUUGAGUUAAUCAAUGCUUCUUACAACGAAAGAACGCCACAGCAUUACCAUCGACCUAACUUAAACCACCUUUAAAGGAAGCACAGCAGUAUUUAAAAUUUAAAGACAACAUACUUAAAAAAAAAAAAACAUAUUUAAGAUUCCUUAAACAAAAUGAUGAACAUGGACAUUAGUGUAACACCAAAUUAUUCAUAUAUUUUUGAUUUCGAAAAUGAUUUCAUCCACCAACGCACACGCAAAUGGAUGGUCGAAAAUUGGACGUGGGUUUUCUAUUAUUGCGGCAUUUACAUGUUGGUGAUAUUUGGCGGUCAACAUUUUAUGCAAAAUCGUCCUAGAUUUCAAUUACGUGGUCCCCUUAUAAUAUGGAACACAAUGUUAUCUAUGUUUAGUAUUAUGGGUGCUUUUCGUACAGCUCCAGAACUUAUACACGUUCUGCGUCAUUAUGGCUUAUUUCAUUCCGUAUGUGUUCCAAGUUAUAUCGAACAAGACCGUGUUUGUGGAUUUUGGACUUGGCUAUUUGUACUGUCUAAAUUACCUGAACUUGGCGAUACUAUCUUUAUAGUUUUGCGUAAGCAACCGUUAAUCUUCCUACAUUGGUACCAUCACAUCACAGUACUAAUCUAUUCGUGGUUCUCCUAUACCGAGUAUACUUCGUCGGCUCGUUGGUUCAUUGUUAUGAAUUAUUUCGUGCAUUCAGUGAUGUAUUCAUAUUACGCUUUGAAAGCCGCACGCUAUAAUCCACCACGAUUUAUAGCCAUGCUUAUAACAUCACUACAAUUGACACAGAUGAUAGUGGGUUGCGCUAUUAACGUAUGGGCACAUGGCUUCCUGAAAACACAUGGUCCACAAUCGUGUAACAUUUCACAGACAAAUAUUAAUUUAUCGAUUGCCAUGUACUUUAGUUAUUUUGUGUUGUUCGCUCGAUUCUUUUAUAAAACCUAUUUGUCACCGGAUGGCAAUAAGAUCAGACGUAUGGCCGCUUCCCUGGCUGCACAAAAUACUGCCAAACUAUCAACGAACAGUAACGGUGAUGAUGGCAACAGAAACGUUAAUAAUAAAAAACUGGAUAUAAAUGCCGACCUAACAAUGGCCAGUCAUACGCACAAGGCCAAAGCACAGUAAAAUUACGGAGAAAAUUUCUGGGAUAAAAUUAAAUUGGGCGGGUCAACUAACUAAUGUAUAUGUACAUAUGUAUGUACUAAACGAAAAGGAAUCUCUAUCUAUUUGAAACAAAACAAAAAGAAACGAACGAAAAUCUAUAUUUUUCUGCUCAAAACUCUAUUCUCUUAAUCUAUUGUUUCUGAGAGGAACUUAAAAAAAAAAACAAAAAACCAAAAAAAACAAAAAAAAAAUAUAUAUAUUUUCUUGCUCUUUUCUCUAUCAAAUCAAAUGUAGGUAAACGACACUGAGUUCUAUAAAUCCAGUGAUGUAGGUUGCAUUGUUUGGGCUAGGGAAAUAACUUCACAUUUGCUGUAGCUGCACAAAAAAUUUUUGUUUCUCUUUUCGGUUCUUUUUUUUUCAAAACUAGUAAUAUUUAGUCGUCCAAGGGACAAUACAAGGACGAACAGUGUUAAAAUAUCAGGUGAAGAUCGGGGAAAACAUUAAUAAUAAUAAUAAUAAUAAUAAUAAAAGGAUUAUUGGGAAAAUAUUACGGUUUUAUACAUUUUUUUUUUUUAGAUCUUAAGGUUUGAAGGGAAAACACACAACCGUUAUUAAACAUUGUUUAUAAAAAAUGUGUGACUAUAAACCAAAUAAAACAAACUUAUGAAAUCUAU